Molecule: messenger RNA, 1752 nt
Organism: Morchella importuna
Lineage: Eukaryota; Fungi; Ascomycota; Pezizomycetes; Pezizales; Morchellaceae
Exons: 3
Coding region: 1-1752 (583 amino acids)
Source: RefSeq, a predicted model, not a curated record
AUGUCGCUGCGAGAGUCAAACGGGACAACUUCCUCAAAAUUAACUUUGCUUGGGGAAAUCUGGUAUCUCCUAAAGACAUGGUACAGCCCGGAGGAGAUCAUGGGACAUCUCGUCCUCAUACACUGUCGUGAAGAUGCCGACGUUGUGGACAAGCUGAAUAGCCCGCCUUUCUUUGAUCUGGUCAGGCAGUUAGCAACCCUUUUUCUUCAGCUCCAAUCCCAGCUUCAGACAGAAAAGAAAGACACCAGUACCUCCCAAAUUCUGUCUCUUCCAAGCUACAAAUCACUCAAGCAGACGAUAACAAUUUUGGUUGAGAGGUUGCGAACCCUACUCUUGACGCCAACAGCCGAGUUCGAAGACGACCUCCCAGUGCAGAACCUUCUGGUGAUGACCAUUCUGGCUGGCUUCCAAAUCCUUCGCCGCUACUCGGAUGCGCAUGACCUACCCGAUGCACGGUGCACCUCACUAUUGAGAGAGGUUGUAACCAGUAAAAAAUGCUUAGGACGAUUAUUGUUUGACGAGACGACGAUGCUGCGGAUCUCUCUGGAGUUGGUCAUGGAUCCUCCGUCGGGGAAUCAGCUCAGUUGCUUAUGCGACGCGGGAGUCGGAUUGUCUCCAGUCGACACAGCGUCUCUAUUGAAGGCUGUGAAAAGAUUGGUCAAAGAGUUUCAGGAUAAUUGGCUGGCGAGCUACUGCGCUAUUUACGAUAUCAUACACAGCAUAGCUAUCAGCAUCAUACAUUGCCAGGCACAUGAUAUAAACGAUCUACAAGACCUAUCCGAACUAUGCGAGGAAAUCUUGAAUCACCUCCAGAUAGCUCCUACACCCUACGGUGACGGUAGAGGGGACGUGAUAAGUUUAAAAAUCGAUUCUCUGAAUAGCCUUGCAAACAUAUUGAGAACCAUACAAUCUGAACUAUGCGAGACAACACCGCAGCCACAAAGCGACGAGGGCGACGUAAUUCUCCAAUCGCCAGGAGAGGUACUAGAGUUGCAAUCUCUCCAGCGAUUCCGAGAUCUUCUUUCCUAUCGCAAGGACGACGUGUUUCAUCAGGACCUGAAAGCUCAUGUAACGAUUUCUAACUUUAUUAUGGCCGAUAAUACCCACACAGAAGACUCGAGCUCAGGCGUUGCAGAUAUGCAGAGACUUUAUUCUGUGAAUUGUAUUAACUCUCACCAGCACAAAGAAAGCGCGAUAUCUUCUAUCCUCAAAAAGAAUCGCGUUGGACCAGAUUCCAAACAUUUCAACGGACUCGCUCUCUCAGAUCUAGAAAAUUGUCCGAAAUGUUUUAGGACUUUUAACUAUCUACGUGAGGUUGAGCCUGUGCGAAAAUUGGUUGAUCAGGCAAGAGAGCAGAAGAUGGAGAAAGAAACCUGGGAGAAAGAGUAUCUUGACAGACGUAAGGUUACCAAGCCGAAUGCCACCAAGGUAUCAACGAAUGAUAGUGCGUCCACCACUGGUUUAGCCAACCACUCCACACCGGCCAGAUCCCCCAUUAGUGAUAUGCCCAGCGGUCCCAACCAUGUAUCAGCGGAGUGCGAGCUACUUUUCAGUAGGCCUAGCCCGUUCAGCCAGAAAAGGAAGAUCUUCGGCAAGUUCUCGAAAUGUAUAGGACGGAUGUUCAAGUUAGGACAGACGAAAAGGUCAGGAGAGAAGAGAUCAACGGGUAUUUGGGAAAAUGGUGACACGAUACCGACGGCAAUCACCGAACGCCCUCAACGUUCGUUUGGCCUUCUGCGCUCCAGGACUUGA